Helianthus annuus (common sunflower) is the source of this 459-nucleotide messenger RNA. RefSeq lists its product as uncharacterized. The transcript has a single exon. The record is from RefSeq and is a predicted model, not a curated record. The coding region runs from base 1 to 459 and encodes 152 amino acids. Lineage: Eukaryota; Viridiplantae; Streptophyta; Magnoliopsida; Asterales; Asteraceae.
AUGCCUCCUCGACGAGAUGCACAACCUCAAACUAACAAAGAAAUCGCAGCCCUUGUCACUCAGCAGAUGGCUGCUGUGCUUCCGAACAUAGUAACCCAGGUUCAUCAGAUAUCCAACAACAAUAACAACAACAACGCCCAGUGUAAUUUCAAGACCUUCAAUUCAGCCAAACCGCUAAAAUUUUCUGGGUCUGAAGGAGCAACCGCACUCUUACAAUGGUUCAAAAGUAUAGAAAGCACAUUCCGCCAUGUUCAGUGUCCUAAUGAGUGCAAGGUAGAUUUCACUUCGAGUUUUUUUCAAAGGAGAGCACUCACUUGGUGGAAUGGUAUUAUGAGAGACCGAGGUGCCGAUGUAGCAAUGGAACUGACGUGGGAAGAAUUUAAAGAUCUUAUGAAGAAAGAAUUCGGCCCACGAAGCGAAAUAAGGGCACUUGAAAAUGAGUUCUAUUAUCUAAAAUAG